AUGGGCACCGAGGAAGAAGAUGGGCGCUGUCGGAUGCGGGUGAGGAGUUGUCACCAGUAUACAAACAGGAGCUGUGAGGAGUGUCUGAAAAAUGUCACCUGCCUGUGGUGUGCCAGCAGUGGGAGGUGUGUGGAGUACCCUGUCCGAAGAGUCCUCCCCCCAGCUGACCUCUGUGAGCUCCGCUCUGCACGCUGGGGCGUCUGCUGGGUGAACUUUGAAGCCCUGAUCAUUGCGAUGUCUGUGGUGGGAGGAACGAUCCUUAUCAUGUUGGGGGUCUGCUGCUGCUGCUGUUGUAAGAAAAAGAGCAAAAAGCCAGACAAGGAUGAUGAGCGAGCGGCCAGGGAGCGGGAGAAGAGGCGGGUACGCAAGCAAUGCAGGAGAGCAGAGAUGAAAACACGGCAUGAUGAAAUUCGAAGAAAAUAUGGCCUCUUCAAGGAAGAGAACCCUUAUGCCAAAUUUGAGAAUUAGAACCUCUGGACCUGCCUGCCCUGGUGACCAGUGUCUUCCCGCAGAGCUGCAGGACUCCAUGCUUCCCCUGCCACGAGGAGACCACUGCGGUGCCACUUUGGCUGCCACAGCUGAGCUAAACGCUCAGUGACACCAUUGUCCCCACUCCAGAUGCUCGGUUUGCUCCAGAGCUUUGCCCUUGCUCUACUGGUGCAGGAAAACACGGUGGCAAUAUUGGAGAACAGGUUUCUUCUCACUCACCCCUGGGGUGGUAACAGGGUCCAAAGCAAUGCAAAGAACAGUCCUUGUCCCUUGCUGAGGGCAAUAGCAACCCCAUGCACCUUUCUUGCUCCUGCCUCACCAAAUACCCUUCACACACACACAUCCAGGCUCCUCUGUCCGCCCCCUUUCUUUUUUCUCUCUUUUUGUAUAGGCAAAAGCCAGCAAGAGUUUCUCAACUCCUUGGUCAGCAGGAGGUCUUGGCUGUUACUCCAGGUGCCUGUACUUGGCCCAGCACAUUCGCAUUCCUUUCAAAAAGCACAAGUUUCUGGUUAUCUUGGGCUUCCAGGAGGAAGAUGCCACAUGCAUGUUCUCACUUGCAACUAAUCUGGGGCAAUGCCCCAACUCUUCUACCUCUCUGUGCCUUUCUAGAAGGGUGGUGUCCUGGGCUUGAUGGCCAUGGCUGGGGACAAUACUGUAGGA
This is a messenger RNA of Egretta garzetta (little egret), 1149 nucleotides long. RefSeq names its product PTTG1 interacting protein (gene PTTG1IP). Gene Ontology annotation, biological process: protein import into nucleus. Gene Ontology annotation, cellular component: nucleus; cytoplasm. The transcript is spliced from 7 exons. The record is from RefSeq and is a predicted model, not a curated record. The coding region runs from base 1 to 468 and encodes 155 amino acids. Lineage: Eukaryota; Metazoa; Chordata; Aves; Pelecaniformes; Ardeidae.